AUGGCUUCUGGAGGGAACCAACAGGCAUCCACUUCUAGCAAUCAACCAACACCGGGCACAAGUAAUGGGGGAACUCAAGCGGGAGUCAUGCCCUGUGACCCUCAAGCUUUCGCUCAAUUUUUCCGGGCGUUUGAAACAUUUUAUAGACAAUGUAGGCCUGGGGCUGAGGCGAUCCCUGCUCCGGAACCGUCCCAGGAUGUAAUACCAGAUACUCCUCCUAACUGCCAGGGGCAGCAGGGAACCCCAGCUGUGCCAGGGGGCAGCGCACAGACUGAGAGUGUCAAUGUUGGUCGCCCGAAUACUCGUGCUCAGGCAGCCAGUAAUAGAAGGGCCAGCCAAAACGCCGGAAGGGGUAAAACUUCGGCUAAAGCCUCCGGCAAAGGUAAGGCUAUUCCCACUGGGUCAGCUAGCAAGACCUUUUCACAGGUUGUAGACUUGCCUAGUGUAUUUCAGGAGCAGCAGCACCAGCACAGCUCUACCGAGGACAGUGCAGGGUCCGGCUUGGAGGAGGAGAACAGGGAACAUCAAACUGCACAGCCAGUUACCACCGGGAGUGUGGCCACCGCAGAGGUGCAAGGCGGCAAACGGAAGUCCAAGAAGAAGCACACAUCAUCAAAGAAGAGGAGAAGUAAGCAGUCCGAGACGGAGGAUGAGUCAGGUACGUCUUCUUCCGAUUCAGAUAGUGAGGACCCCAUGGAUGGUUACUGGGGAUUGGGCGAAGGGAAUCACGGGAUCCCGCUUUGGGCGCAUGAAAGGAGAGCCAACUCACACCGUAAGACUUUUAAUGGGGUGCUAGACUGGAAAGAUGGUGCGUUGGUCGAGGACGUAAAGGUCGCCACCAAUCAGUCCACCGAUUUCAUUUUGGGUAACCAUUUGUCCCAGAGGAAGAGGAAUAAGAUCCUCAACGGUGAUUAUGUUGACAUGUUCACCCUACUCCCACCUACAAAACUAAUGGGGAAAGGUGAAAAGAGGCGAUCUUCAGGAAAAGGGAGGUACAGGACCCCUAGGGCGGAGCGCACCUUUGAGAAUUGGUUAGAUGGGUAUCAGGUCUUCAUGGGUGUUGUUUGCGCCGCUUAUCCUCGGCGCUCUAUGGAUUUGGUCGCUUACCUCGCCCAUGUGAGGCGGGCUCACUCGCUCGCAGGGGAACAUGCCGCUCUAACUUAUGACGAGAAUUUUCGUAGAAAUGCUUCUCUCCUACCUUCCACCCGAUGGGACCUGACAGACCCUAACUACUGGGGUGAGGACGUUAACCCUUACAUUGAUAAGAAAAGCCUAGGAUCUGCAAAGGCGGGUAAGCCGGAGGCAAAGCGGCGUCGCCUCUGCUGGGAGUUCAACAAGGGGGCAUGCUCAAGACCCUCCUGUAAGUAUUUGCAUGAAUGCGACCGGUGCUGGGGAAAUCACCCCGCCUCCGCGUGCUUUAAGAACAAACAACAGCCCUUUUGUGGGGGCAGGGGGUACUUCCACAAUAACAACAGAGGUGCCCCCGGUCCCUCACACCAGGGACCUGGUAGCAGGCAGUAA
This is a messenger RNA of Podarcis lilfordi (Lilford's wall lizard), 1521 nucleotides long. The record is from the annotation of a GenBank genome assembly. Lineage: Eukaryota; Metazoa; Chordata; Lepidosauria; Squamata; Lacertidae.